Messenger RNA from Linum trigynum, 2683 nucleotides. The record is from the annotation of a GenBank genome assembly. NCBI's taxonomy places the organism in Eukaryota, Viridiplantae, Streptophyta, Magnoliopsida, Malpighiales, Linaceae.
GUAUCAGAGCACGGUCGCCGUAGAACAAGGUUCAACGACCUCCGGUGUUAAUCGAGAUGGCGUCGUGUUCCAAGAAUAAUGCUCCACUCUAUCUGGCUUACGAAUUCUCUCAAAAUCGGCCUCCCAGAUUUGAAGGAGUCAAUUAUGGGUAUUGGAAAAAUCGCAUGGAAUUAUUUGUUGGAUCUACAGAUCCAAAACUCUGGGCUAGAGUCAUCAAGGGCCCAUAUGAGCUCAAGGAAGAUCAAGAAAAAUGGAUAGACGAGGACUUUGAAAAAUUUCAGCAAAACUGCAAAGCAACUAAUAUUAUGUACUGUGCACUCGGUCCAGAAGAAUAUCACAAAGUUUCCGAUUGCAAGACUGCUAAGGAAAUCUGGGAUAAACUCCAGGUUACUUAUGAAGGUACCUCUCAAGUCAAGAAUUCUCGAAUUAAUUCCUUAAAACAGCAAUUCGAGUUGUUCAAGAUGGAAGAAGGAGAAACUAUUCGGCAAAUGUACGAACGGUUCACAAACACUGUGAACAGUUUGGAGAAUCUUGUAAAAUCGUACGAAAGUGUAGAUCUUGUUAGAAAAAUUUUAUGCAGUCUUCCAGAGCAAUGGACUCCAAAGGUGACUGCAAUAGAAGAAGCCAAAAACCUGGAGACGUUACCUAUAUAUGAGCUUAUCGGGUCAUUAGCAACUCAUGAAGACAAGCUCAACAAAGGAAAUUCUGAUAAAGGAAAGAAGGGAAUAGCAUUCAAUGCUACCAUGUACAACGAAGACCUAGAAGAUCUCGAAGAUAUGGAGGAUGAAGAAUUGGCUCUAUUGAGAAAACAAAUCAGUAGAUUACUUCGAAUGAGAAAAGAAAAAUGAAGAAGAAACUUCGUUAACAAAAAUAGAGAAGUUGAGAAAGAAGGUGGUGCAUCUAAAUAUCCUCAAUCAAGAGCAUUCCAGAAAAGCAGGAAUGAACAGCUUCAGCCGGUUAAGGUUCAAAACACUACCGGAUGCUUUAGAUGUGGGAAAACUGGGCAUAUCAAGGCUGAAUGCCCUCUAGUACGAAAAGGACGAGCCAUGGCUGCAACAUGGAGUUGCAGCGAAGAAGAAGAUGAAGAGAAAACAAGAGAAGAAAGUUACAUGGCUAUUGACGUUGAGAAAGCAUCAGAGGGACACAACUCAAACGAGGUUUGCUUCCAAGUGGGCAUGGAGGAAACUGAAUGGAUACUAGACAGUGGAUGCUCACACCACAUGACAGGAAAUCGAAACAUGUUCACCACACUCAAAGAAGGUAAAGAUGGUAAGGUAUUUUUUGGUGACAAUAAUUCUGCCGACAUAUUAGGAAGAGGAAUAGUAGGUCCAAAUCCAUGCAUUGAGAAUGUGAUGCUAGUAAAAGGUCUUAAGCAUAAUCUGUUUUCUAUUAGUCAAAUGUGUGGUAAAGAUAAGAGGAUAGUCUUCGAACAUGAUUGUUGCUACAUCGAGUCCUUAGUUGAUAAGAAAGUGCUUUUCACCGGGAGACGUAAAAAUAAGUUAUAUGUCAUAAAUCUAGAUGAUAAAGAAAGUUUUAAGAUAACUUGUCUAAUGUCAUUAGAGAAAAAUGAUCAAAUAGAUUGGCAUAGGAAGCUUGGACAUGUGAGUAUAGGGAUUCUGUCUAAACUAAGUGAUCUUGAGCUAGUUAAAGGUCUUCCUAAGUUAAAAGGAAAAAAGGAGUUCUUUUGUGAUGCUUGUGCUAAAGGAAAGCAUACAAGGUCUAGCUUCAAGAGUAAGACAGUAAUAUCCACAACGAGACCACUUGAACUGCUUCAUCUUGAUCUCUUCGGACCAACCAAUGUGGUAAGCUAUGGAGGUAAGUCCUAUGCUUUUGUAAUUGUGGAUGACUAUUCUCGUUUCACUUGGGUAUUGUUUCUAGCUAGCAAAAGCUUUUCAAAAUUUUGAGUCUUUAACUAGGAAAUUGGAAAAUGAAAAACAAUAUAAGGUAGCUAGCAUUAGAAGUGAUCAUGGAGGAGAAUUUAUCUCAGAAGAGUUUGAACUCUUCCGUAAUAAGCUAGGAAUAAGUCAUAAUUUUUCUGCUCCUCGCACUCCACAACAAAAUGGAAUGGUGGAAAGGAAAAAUCGAAACUUGAUUGAUAUAGCUCGAAAAAUGUUACAUGACUAUGGUUUGCCAAAAUUCUUUUGGGAUGAAGACAUAAAUACUGCUUGUUAUAUUACUAAUCGAGCUUUGAUCAGAUCUGGAAUUAAAAAGACUCCUUAUGAGAUUUGGAGAUGAAGAAAACCCAAUCUGAGUUUCUUCCCUCCCUUUGGUUGCAAGUGCUUUGCAUUAAACACCAAAGAUCAUCUUGGCAAGUUUGAUGCCAAAUCCGAUGAAUGUGUGUUCUUGGGUUAAUCUGUAACUAGCAAGGCAUAUAGAGUUUUCAACAAAAGGACUCUCAAAGUGGAAGAGUCCAUAAAUGUGAUAUUUGAUGAAUCUGUUAAUGAGUGUUCAUAUGAGAUAGAUGAAGAUGAUUUUGGACUUGGUGGAAACUAUGAUCUACCAAGGACACCAAACACGGAGAAAUCUGAACCCAGAAUGAUCAUAUAUGAAGACCAAGAUAAAGCAGUAAGUACUACAAACUCUCCGAUCGAGCAAGAUCAUGAAGUAAGGCAACCUCCUCCACAUAUUACCUAAAAUCUGCCAUUACUUCUAUGGCUUCCACCAUUAAACUAGAUAAGGAUGA